This is a messenger RNA of Maudiozyma saulgeensis, 4146 nucleotides long. NCBI's taxonomy places the organism in Eukaryota, Fungi, Ascomycota, Saccharomycetes, Saccharomycetales, Saccharomycetaceae. The record is from the annotation of a GenBank genome assembly.
AUGUCAUUACUUGACCAGAUAUUGGAUAAUCCAACUCUAACGGUGCUUCCAAAUGACCAUUUACGUCCACAACAAGAACCUUUUUCUGAGGAUUCUGAAUUUACUUUAAGUUUACCACAAUUAGCUACUGUUUCUCAAGGUAUUGAUACUUACAUUUUGGCUCUUUCUGCUUGGUCCUCAUUGGUUUAUAGAUUGAGUGGUGAUGAUGAUAUUGUCUUAUAUGCUUCUGGCAACAGAGUCUUAAGAUUUACAAUUCAACCUACUUGGACUUUUAAACAAGUUUACAAUGAAAUUUCAAAUAAUUUACAACAAUUAGAAUCAUUAAGUAAUGCAAAUUAUGACGAAAUAUCAGAAACUUUACAAAGACAAAAUGAUUUAGAGAAACCACCAAGGUUUUUCUGUUUAGGUUUCUUAAAUAAUCAAGAUGAAAUAUCAUUAACUAAAUUUAAUAAUCAUCCGUUUGAUAUUUUAUUGAAUUUAAAUCCAAAUAGUGAUAUUCUUACAUUCAAAUAUAAUGGCCUAUUAUUUAACGAAUCAAGAAUACAGAUUAUUGGUGAUCAAUAUACACAAUUACUAUCUACAUCUUUAUCCAAUCAAGAUGAAAUCAUCACUAAAGUUUCUUUAAUAACUACUAAAUCCAAGGAUAUCUUACCAGAUCCAACAAGUAAUUUAGAUUGGCCUGGAUUUGUAGGUUGUAUUCAUGAUAUCUUCCAAGAUAAUGCUGAUAAAUUUCCACAAAGAACAUGUGUUGUGGAAACUGGAGAAAUUGAUGAUCCUAACCCUGAAAAGAAACGUGAAUUUACAUACCAAGAUAUCAACCGUGCCUCCAAUGUUAUUGCCCAUUAUUUAAUCAAUACAGGGAUUAAAGUUGGUGACGUCGUCAUGAUUUAUUCAUCUAGGGGGGUUGAUUUAAUGGUUUCUGUGAUGGGUGUUCUAAAGGCUGGUGCUACAUUUUCUGUUAUUGAUCCGGCAUACCCACCUGCAAGACAAACUAUUUACUUAGGUGUAGCUAAACCAAAAGGUUUGGUUGUUCUAAGGUCUGCUGGUCAAUUAGAUCAAUUAGUUGAAGAUUAUAUUACCAAAGAACUUGAUGUUAUCACUAGAUUACCAUCUGUAGCAAUUCAAAAUGAUGGUUCUAUUCAAGGUUCCUUAGGUGACUCCACUGAUAUUUUACAACCUUACCAACAAUUACAAGAUACACGUUCUGGUGUCGUGGUUGGUCCUGAUUCUAAUCCAACUUUGUCAUUCACCUCAGGAUCCGAAGGUAUUCCAAAGGGUGUUCUUGGUAGACAUUUCUCACUUGCAUAUUAUUUUAGUUGGAUGGCUCAAAGAUUUAAUCUAUCUGAAAAUGAUAAAUUUACAAUGCUAAGUGGUAUUGCUCAUGAUCCAAUCCAAAGAGAUAUGUUUACACCAUUAUUCCUUGGUGCUCAAUUAUAUGUUCCAACUGAAAAUGAUAUUGGUAUUCCAGGUAAAUUGGCUCAAUGGAUGGGUGAAACUGGUUGUACUGUUACUCAUUUAACUCCAGCUAUGGGUCAAUUAUUAACAGCUCAAGCUACAACUGAGAUCCCCAAACUACAUCAUGCUUUCUUUGUCGGUGAUAUUCUAACCAAGCGUGAUUGUUUAAGAUUGCAAACUUUAGCAGAAAAUGUCAGAAUUGUUAAUAUGUAUGGUACGACUGAAACUCAACGUGCUGUGUCAUAUUUUGAAGUACCAUCUAGAACAGAUGAUCCAACUUUCUUACAAACUACUAAGGAUGUUAUGCCAGCAGGUAAAGGUAUGAAAAAUGUUCAAUUACUUGUUGUUAACAGGAACGAUAGAACUCAAAUCUGUGGUGUUGGUGAAGUCGGUGAAAUUUAUGUUCGUGCUGGUGGUCUAGCUGAAGGUUACAGAGGUUUACCUGAUUUAAACAAAGAAAAAUUUAUUAACAACUGGUAUGUUGAAGAAGGUCAUUGGAAGAAACUCGAUAUCGAUAACGGUGAACCAUGGAGAAAGUAUUGGUUUGGUCCAAGAGAUAGAAUGUACAGGACUGGUGAUUUAGGUCGUUAUUUACCAAAUGGUAACUGUGAAUGUUGUGGUCGUGCCGAUGAUCAAGUUAAGAUUAGAGGUUUCAGAAUUGAACUUGGUGAAAUUGAUACUCAUAUUUCUCAACAUCCAUUGGUUAGACAAAAUAUUACAUUGGUACGUAAAAAUCAAAACAAUGAACCUACCUUGGUUACAUGGAUGGUUCCAAGAUUUGAUAUGCCAGAACAACUAUCUCCAUUUCAAACCCCCAUCCCAGAAGAUAUCAAAGAAGAUCAAACUGUUAGUGGUUUAAUUGGUUACCAUCUAUUGGCUAAAGAUAUUAAGAAAUUCCUAAAAAAGAGGUUAGCCAGUUAUUCAAUUCCAUCCAUGAUUAUCGUCUGGAAUAAAUUGCCUUUGAAUCCAAAUGGUAAGAUUGAUAAACCAAAAUUACAAUACCCAACUCCAAAACAAUUAAACCUGGUUGCUUCCUACAGUUCCACUGAUAUCGAUGAAAACGACUUUACUGAAGAAGAACGUGAAGUAUUGAAUGUCUGGUUGGAAGUUCUUCCAAAUAAACCUGCAUCAGUCGCUAUAGACGAUUCUUUCUUUGAUCUUGGUGGACAUUCUAUCCUUGCAACUAAGAUGAUUUUCACAUUAAAGAACAAAUUAAAUAUCGAUCUUCCAUUAGGUACCAUUUUCAAAUACCCAACAUUGCAAGCUUUUGCCGCUCAAAUCACAAAUAUUAAAUCAUCAGGUUCUGCUACACCAGCCUCAACAGUUACCACUGCUGAUUAUGCAAGGGAUGCUAAGGAAUUGGUAAGCACUUUACCUGCCUUAUACCAAUCUCGCGAACCAUUCAACAUUAAUGAAAAGCAAACUAUUAAUGUUUUCGUCACAGGUACUACAGGUUUCUUAGGUUCGUAUAUUGUCUCAAAUCUAUUGAACCGUUCAAAUGACACUACUACCUUUAAGAUUUUUGCACAUGUACGUGCUAAAGAUGAAGUUUUAGGUUUAGAAAGAAUCAAAAAGGCUGGUUUAACAUAUGGUAAUUGGAACAAUUCCUUUGCUUCAUCUAUUGAACCAGUUUUAGGUGAUUUAUCCAAGGUCAACUUUGGCUUAUCCGAUGAUAAAUGGUCUACUUUAACAAACACUAUUGAUGUAAUCAUUCACAACGGUGCUUUGGUUCACUGGGUCUACCCUUAUGCUAAAUUAAGAGACGCCAACGUUAUUGGUACCAUUAAUGUAAUGAACAUGGCCGCAACAGGUAAACCUAAAUUUUUUGACUUUGUGUCAUCCACAUCUGUUUUGGAUACGGACUACUUCUUCAAUUUGUCCGAUAAACUAGUGGCCGAAGGUAAGACUGGUAUUUUAGAGUCUGAUGACCUGCAUGGUUCCGCAACAGGCUUAUACGGUGGUUAUGGGCAAUCUAAGUGGGCUGCUGAAUACAUUAUCAGAGAGGCUGGUAAAAGGGGUCUACGUGGCUGUAUUGUCAGACCUGGUUAUGUUACCGGUUAUUCAGGAAAUGGUUCUUCAAAUACUGACGAUUUCUUAUUGAGAUGUCUAAAGAGUGCUGUUCAAUUAGGUAAGAUCCCUGAUAUUUCUAAUACUGUUAAUAUGGUUCCUGUUGAUCACGUUGCCCAAGUUGUCGUUUCUACUUCUCUGAACCCUCCAAAGAAUACUGAAGUUGCUGUUGCACAAGUUACUGGUCACCCACGUAUCCUCUUCAAGGAUUAUCUAUACACUCUUCACAAAUAUGGUUACAAUGUCGAGAUUGAAAGUUACUCAAAUUGGAAGAAAUCUCUGGAAACUUCCGUUAUUGACAAGAAUGAGGACAAUGCUUUAUACCCAUUGUUACAUAUGGUACUAGACAAUCUACCAGGUGAUACUAGAGCUCCUGAAUUGGAUGAUGCUAAUACUGUUACAUCGUUAAAGACCGAUUCUAAAUGGACCGGUGUAGACAGAUCUGCUGGUAUGGGUGCUACUCCUGAACAAAUUGGUAUUUACAUUUCCUUCUUGAAUAAGGUAGGAUUCUUACCUUCUCCAAGCUCUGCAAGUGCUAUUGCUCUUCCAAAUAUAAUUCUUUCCUCUGAACAAAUCGAAUUAGUAUCUUCUGGUGCUGGUGCUCGUUCAAGUUCUGCCAAAUAG